UGCUGGUAUGGAAUGCAGAAGAUAUGGGAAGCCUGAGUUUUUAACUUCUCAUAGCCAACAAUUCUGGGUUAACUGUGCUGCCUAGCUGAUGGAGCUGAUGCAACAGGGUGUAGUACUAAGCUUUCUCAGGCUUGGACUCCUUACAGUUUGCAAUGUUCCUUCUUUUUUGCCCCUGUCUGGGUCUUGGGAUCUUCAGAGUUUGCAAGAAGACUUUGGUUUGUUCUUUUAAAAACCAUUGAGUGCUUAGAUUCUGUGUCAUUAAGCAGAAUAGAAGUAUUUGGAAAAAUAGAUGUAGUUUGUGACUGAAAAUUCACCACGCUGCUUGUGUCUACCAUCCUGGCAGUUUCUCUUGCUCCAGAAACAAACAAUACAUGAAUAAUCCACAUUAUUUUCUUUUUGUGCAUGCAGGUCAGCUUUGGAGGUAGUUGUUGCUGGUUACAAGGAGAGUUUCAGACAUUCACAAAACCAGAUAUGCCUUUGUGGUCUCAGUGGUGGUGUAAGCCAUGAAGUUGUGUUGCAGACGUGGUGUAUGUUCAGUUUUGCUUUCAUUUUGAAAGGUCUGUGCUUGCUGAGGUGCGAGAUGUCUGCCCUGAGGCUGGUCUCUAACAGAACCUCCCAGCAGGCCCUGUCUAACUCUGAUUACACCUGGGACUACGAGUACUAUGAGUAUGGACCAGUGUCAUUUGAAGGCCUGAAGGCUCAUAAGUAUUCCAUUGUGAUUGGAUUUUGGGUUGGUCUUGCAGUUUUUGUCAUCUUCAUGUUUUUUGUCCUGACCCUGCUGACAAAGACAGGAGCACCACAUCAAGACAAUGCAGAACUUUCUGAAAAAAGAUUUCGAAUGAACAGCUUUGUGGCGGAUUUUGGAAGAUCUUUGGAGUCUGAGAGGGUCUUUUCUCACCAAAUGGUUGAAGAAUCCCAGUCACUUUUCCAUUUCUGCAUUAAUGAAGUGGACCAUAUGAACAAAGAAAAAGAGAGUCAGAAAGGUCCAAGUCUGGAGAGUAAUACUCACUUCCAGGAGGUUCCCAAAAGCAGUGGAACAUUCGAGGAAGACCUACAUUGUCUUACAAAAUUUAACAUUCCUAACUUUGUGAACACUGAGCAGAACUCUUCACUAGGUGAAGAUGAUCUCCUCAUCUCAGAGCCACCAAUCAUUUUAUAAAGCAAGCUGGUUAUGCAAUCUUCCCAUCGGAUCCUUUACUGAAAAAAUAUUUUACUUUAAGGUAAACAUUCCCGUUACUGUCCAGUUUGAAGCCUUUCUUGGCCUCCUGCUCUUUUGACAGAAGGUAAUUCAGAUGUGCUUUUUAUUGUAUGCAAGACUGGCUGUACUGACAGAACUGUUUAGCCAAGAAGUAAGACAUUGAAUGCUUUAUUCUUAUGCCUUCUGUGAUCUAAAACUUCUGCUCAGUAUUAUUUUUGCUUUUUUAUUUAUUUUUUGUUCCUUUCUUGUAUUGUUCUUAAUUUUUAAAUGACUACUUAUGACCAGCUUCUGAAAGAUAAUAAUUUACAUGGACUGUGAAGGCUGGAGCCUGGCAUUGGGAGGUCUAUGAAAAUUCAUUGGCCAAGAAAAAUGCAAAUCUCAAAGACUGAAGAAAGGAAUAAACAGCCCCUGGGGAGGUUCUGUAGUUUCUGCUACUCCCAAUAAGGAUGCCUGAAGCUGAGCAGCACAAUAAGUAUCUGCUUGGGACUAACUUCAAUUUCUGACCCCUAACUGCUUUCUGGUGCAGGUUAAACCCAAUUUACAAAGCUUCCAGAGGGAAUACCUUGGAAAUGAAAUAGUUUGGUUACAGUGUUUACAAAAUGCUAUCACUAGCUGCUGCUGAGUAAAAGCAAACUGUUGCCUGUAAUUAUACUUCAGAAUGAUACCUCAGCAGCUGACCCAUGAUGACAUGGAAUUAGUAUUCUACACACUAGCACAAACUGUGAUUUUAUUUUAUUUUUUUCCCUGUUAAUUGCUGAUAUGAACUUCCAGUUCAGUAAUUACAGGAUUCAGUAGUUAA
Messenger RNA from Poecile atricapillus (Black-capped chickadee), 1997 nucleotides. RefSeq names its product melanocortin 2 receptor accessory protein 2 (gene MRAP2). Gene Ontology annotation, cellular component: endoplasmic reticulum; plasma membrane. Bases 530 to 1159 code for a protein of 209 amino acids. Lineage: Eukaryota; Metazoa; Chordata; Aves; Passeriformes; Paridae. Gene Ontology annotation, biological process: regulation of adenylate cyclase-activating G protein-coupled receptor signaling pathway; protein localization to plasma membrane. The record is from RefSeq and is a predicted model, not a curated record. Gene Ontology annotation, molecular function: corticotropin hormone receptor binding; type 3 melanocortin receptor binding; type 4 melanocortin receptor binding. The transcript has 4 exons.